AUGCAGCGAUUUGGCUGGCUUCUGGUGUUGACCAUCAGCUUUUUGUGUCUCGUUCAAGCCGCUCCAAUUCCACAGCCGCCCGUUUUAUGGAAGAAGCUGCUCAAAAAUAUUUUAACAAGCGCCUCGAAUACGCCAAGCUGGACAUUGUCGUCACCUGAUCUGCCGCAUAUUCGUAUGGACCAUUCAAAUCUCGCGCUCGUCCUUUCCGUAAUAAUUUACUUGCUCACCCUCGUCGGGACGACCAAUGGCAUUAACGACUCCUCGCUUAACUUAACGAAUUCAGCCUUGCAGCGCGACCGGCAGAAGGUGCUGAAGAAUAACUGGCUGCCCGUCUAUUGGAGCGUAGAGGACGCGAGCGGCUCCGUCGCCGUCAUGCAGGCUGUCAUUGAUAAAGUCCGUCGCAGUCUCUGGGCCCGCUCCACCGGUGACGACAACGAA
This is a messenger RNA of Mesorhabditis spiculigera, 438 nucleotides long. Lineage: Eukaryota; Metazoa; Nematoda; Chromadorea; Rhabditida; Rhabditidae. The record is from the annotation of a GenBank genome assembly.